CAUAACGCAUUUUUAAAGUCAAAAAAUUAUAAAAAAAAUAAAAAGAUGUUAGCAUUUGAGAUGUUGGUACGACAUUUUAGCAGACUUUGGCCUCAGGUAGAACGACAAAGUCUUUCUCAAAAAAUGGGAAAACCUAUGCGAACGAUCCCUUGUGGUCGGUUGCAGAUGCCCAUGGUAGGGUUAGGUACUUGGCAAGCUAAUGACCCGAAAGAAUUUGAAGCUGCUCUGAACCAAGCCUUGGACAUAGGUUACCGACAUAUUGAUACAGCAGCAUUCUAUGAUAACGAACACAUUAUUGGCAAAAUUAUAAAUCAAUGGAUAUGUUCUGAAAAACUAAAAAGAGAUGAUCUUUUUAUCGUCACCAAACUUCCAAUCCAAGGAAUCCAUCGUGACAGGGUCGAAAAAUAUUUGUGUCAGUCUCUUGAAAAACUUUGUCUAGACUGCCUUGACUUAUACUUGAUACAUUUUCCGUAUGGAAAGACUGAAUCUACUAAGGAAGUAGUAUAUGAAAAGGCAGAUCACAAAGGAAUAUGGCAGGCAAUGGAAAAACAAGUAGAAGCCGGUAGAACCAAAACUAUUGGCAUAAGUAAUUUUAGCAUUAGUCAAAUUGACAAUAUAUUAAAAUUCUGUAAGAUUAAACCAGCCAAUCUUCAAAUAGAGAACCACGUGUUCUUGCAACAACCAGAAUUAGUACAGUUCUGCCAUCAGAACGGAAUUGGCGUAACGGCGUACUCCCCCCUUGGAUCUCCCCAUUUUAACACAUUUUUGAAGCACUUAGGUCUAAAAGAAAGGAAUUUGGUGAACGUAUUAACAAACCCUGUGGUUGCUGAAAUCGCCAAAAAACACUGCAAAAGUAACGCUCAAGUAGCAUUAAGAUUCUUGAUACAAAGAAAUCUGGCUGUCAUUCCAAAAAGUACGACACCCGAAAGGCUAAAAUCCAAUUUCGAUUUGUUCGAUUUCUGUUUAAGUGAUCAAGAAAUGAAGAAACUUGAAACUCUCGAUAUUGGGGAAGAAGCUCGCAUUUGUGAUUGGAAGUUCUUUCCAAAGAUCGAAGAGCAUCCAGCAUAUCCAUUCCGUAAAAACAAAAAAUGUUAACACAACAUAUUUUUUUAAUUUCUAAUGAAAAUUCGUAACCCAGGUAUGGCAUUUUUACCCGCUUGAUAUGAAUAUGAAUUAUGAAGAAAUUUAUAUAAGUUAUUGUACCAAAUUGUUAUUUAUUAUUCUCGCCUAAUAUCGCAGCAAAACAUGUAUAUUAGGGUGGUGCGAAAAAAGUUAAGUUGAUCAUUCCGUAUCGCUAUAGUGCGAAAAAGUUGCGAUUGGUAAUUACAAGAAAAACAAAAAAAAAUUAUUCAAAUCGGACUUUAUCUUCCGAUCCCGCAACAGGCCUAAAAAUUAUGAAAAAAAUGAAAUUUUACCUUUUUUUUUUCAAAAAUUUUUAUUUAUCCUUCGAGUAC
Molecule: messenger RNA, 1454 nt
Organism: Diabrotica virgifera virgifera (western corn rootworm)
Lineage: Eukaryota; Metazoa; Arthropoda; Insecta; Coleoptera; Chrysomelidae
Product: 1,5-anhydro-D-fructose reductase-like
Exons: 6
Coding region: 46-1095 (349 amino acids)
Molecular function (GO): oxidoreductase activity
Source: RefSeq, a predicted model, not a curated record